This is a messenger RNA of Closterium sp. Naga37s-1, 1947 nucleotides long. NCBI's taxonomy places the organism in Eukaryota, Viridiplantae, Streptophyta, Zygnematophyceae, Desmidiales, Closteriaceae. The record is from the annotation of a GenBank genome assembly.
AUGAAGCCGGAUAAAGUUACCUUUUCGGAGCGUCAGCGGUUGAGAAAAGCAGGCGAGCUCGAAGAGGAAGACGCGAAGCCGAUCUUUGGAAAUCGAAUGAAAUCCAAGGUGACGUUUUCAGAGCGGCAACGACAAAAGCUGAGACGGAAAAAGACGCUGGACGAGAUGGAAACGCUAGAGUGCGUGGAUGGCGAAUUCGGAUUUAGCUGGUCGGAAUACGCUUCGGAUUCGUCGUCCGAAGCGCCGACCCCCGCAGGUGGUUUGGAGAAGGUCGAGUUCGGCGAAGAGCUGCGAGAGGAAACUGGCGAGGCUGGCGAAGGGACGGUGGUGGGAACGGCGUGGAAGGCGAAUCGAGGUUUUCGAGUGCAGAUUCGCCUCGGGGGAGCGGCGAAGAAGCUUGUCAGCGGAGCCAUUGCCGGAGGAGUGUCACGCACAGUGGUGGCGCCGUUGGAGACGAUUCGCACGCAUCUGAUGGUGGGGAGCUCGGGGCACCGCACGAUCGUGGGCGUGUUCCGCUGGAUCAUGCAGAAGGAGGGGUGGCGCGGGCUGUUCCGCGGCAACGCCAUCAACGUCAUCCGCGUGGCUCCCGGCAAGGCCGUGGAGCUAUUCACGUACGACACUGUCAAGAAGCUGCUCACACCGCCGGACGGGGGCAAGCCCAUCAUUCCCAUCCCGCCCUCCUCCAUCGCCGGAUCGGCUGCUGGCGUGGCCGCCUGCUGUCUCAUGUACCCUCUCGAGCUCGUCAAGACGCGGCUGACCAUCCAGCCGGGCGAGUACCGCUCCAUCCUGCAUGCAUUCUACCGAAUCAUCACAGAGGAGGGCGCUCACGAGCUCUACCGCGGGCUGGGCCCCAGCCUGAUAGGCAUCGUGCCGUAUGCGGGCUCCAACUACUUUGCAUACGACACGCUGCGCACGCUCUACAAGAGGCUUGCAAAGAAGGAUAAGAUCGAGCCGCUGGCGACGCUCAUCAUUGGGUCGCUUGCUGGUGCCGCGGCUGCCUCGGCCACGUUCCCCUUGGAAGUGGCUCGGAAACAGAUGCAAGUGGGUGCGCUCAAGGGCCGUGUAGUGUACAAGGGGACAUUGGACUGCAUUCAGAGGAUCGUUCAGGAGCAGGGAAUUCAAGGGCUUUACAGGGGACUCGUGCCGUCGUGCGUCAAGCUAAUGCCUGCUGCCGGGAUAUCGUUCAUGUGCUAUGAAGCUCUGAAGCAUGUUUUUGUUGAAGACGAUAAGCCCUCUCUCCCCGCCGUCUGUCUGUGGAAUAGGGAUGGGGCAUCGCUGGAUUCGGAGAGCGUCACCCCACGCCGUCAACGGCUCGUACGCCCUCCUCUCCUCGCCUUGUUUGUAAGCGUCUCCUUUCCCUCAACCCCUCCCAUCUCCAUCCGAGCCCACCUCUUCCCCUCGCCCCUCCCUUCUCCUCACCUCCAAUCCCUCCUCUCUCCUUCUCUCUCCGUUCCGCCGCAACCAUUCAUAGCCUACCAUCGCCUACGCCCUGUAUUCUCCUCUCAGCCGUUCCACGCAAGCCGCCCCUCCCCCUCUCCAUCAUGCACUGCUGUCGUUCUCGUGCUCCUCGCCGUCCAGGUUGGCCGGGGGGGCCCCGCAUAUGAGGGUAUAUCACCAUUUCUCUCUUCCAUUCCCCCCUUCCCCUCCUCCUCCUCCCACUAUCCCAGGCUUGACUCUCCUCCCAACCCAGGAGUGGCGAUCUGGCGGGCCAAACCACACGAAACAAAAACCAGAGGAAAACACAACAGGGUGGGUGAGCAGCGGGCGGAGUGGGGGCCGGUGGGCGAGGAGAUGGCGGGCGCAUACCGAGCAGCACGUAUGCUCGGCACAUGGAAGCGUGGAACCACACGCAACACGAAGGCAAUGCUCCCCGCCAAGCGCUGCCUUGGUAGUGCCACUUGCCCCCCCCAUCCUGUCCAUGCAGGAGGUAAGGGGUGCCGGAUGUGA